UCCUCGCGCCGCGCAUCACACGCAGGAGCGUCUAUGGGGCAGAGAGAGCGGGCGGGAGACGAACCAACCGAACCUGGCGCGGACUGUAGCAGGAGACACGGGGUGAGAGAGGGUAACCUGCAUGUGUCGUCUUUGCGGUGUGUCUGAGCGCGGUUCCCGGGGCGUGCUUCUCCGAUUAUCCCAUCCAUCCAUGCUCCAUUCGAGCAUUUAAGGAGGACGCGCACGUACUCAGGGAGGGGAGGGAAGCCCACUGGUCUCCCUACAGACUCCAGCGCCAGGCUGAGUCACUAUCUAGGAGUGGGAAGAUCUAGAGAGACAGAGGGAGACGGCAUCACCGAGAGCACAAGAGAGAAAAGCAACGGGAGGAGGGGAAAACCGCUACACAACGCCUUUGAGAGCGAAGCGAGAGAGAGAGGCAGCCAACGAGAACAACGUAAAGAGAGAGAGACAGAGCGCAGCAGUGAGGGAGGGAGAGAGACGCUGAGGCUGGGAGAGCUGACCCCCCUCCCUUCUCCUCUCCUCUCCUCCUUCCCCCCCCUCCUCACUCCUUCAGGAGCUGGUGUGUAGGAGCGGCGAGUACAGUGUGACUGAGGCAACAUGAGCGAUGUCACCAUCGUUAAGGAAGGCUGGGUCCAGAAGAGAGGUGAAUAUAUUAAGAAUUGGAGACCUCGCUACUUCCUGCUAAAAACCGAUGGGUCCUUUAUUGGAUACAAGGAGAAGCCACAGGAUGCAGAUCUUCCCUACCCUCUCAAUAACUUCUCUGUUGCAAAAUGCCAGCUGAUGAAAACUGAACGACCAAAGCCCAACACUUUUAUUAUUAGAUGUCUACAAUGGACUACUGUCAUAGAGAGGACCUUCCAUGUGGACACGCCAGAAGAGAGGGAUGAGUGGGCAGAGGCGAUCCAGAUGGUGGCAGAUAAACUCCAAAGACAGGAAGAGGAACGUAUUCAGUGUAGUCCCACCUCACAGAUAGACAACUUGGGAGAGGAGGAGAUGGACACGUCUAUCAGCCACCAUAAACGCAAGACAAUGAAUGACUUUGACUAUUUAAAGUUAUUGGGAAAAGGCACUUUUGGAAAAGUCAUUCUCGUAAGGGAGAAGGCCAGCGGAAAAUAUUAUGCAAUGAAAAUUUUAAAGAAGGAGGUUAUUAUAGCAAAGGACGAAGUGGCCCACACGCUCACAGAAAGCAGAGUACUAAAAAACACGAGACAUCCUUUUUUAACCUCUUUGAAGUACUCGUUCCAAACAAAAGACCGCCUAUGCUUCGUGAUGGAGUAUGUCAAUGGAGGAGAGCUGUUUUUCCAUUUGUCGAGAGAACGGGUGUUCUCCGAGGACCGCACGCGCUUCUACGGCGCCGAGAUCGUUUCCGCCCUCGACUACCUGCACUCUGCCAAGAUAGUGUACCGGGAUCUCAAGCUGGAGAACUUAAUGCUUGAUAAAGAUGGACACAUCAAAAUUACAGACUUUGGCCUCUGCAAGGAAGGAAUCACCGAUGCUGCCACCAUGAAGACCUUCUGUGGGACGCCAGAGUAUCUGGCACCAGAGGUUCUGGAGGACAAUGAUUACGGCCGUGCGGUGGACUGGUGGGGUCUUGGUGUGGUCAUGUACGAGAUGAUGUGUGGCCGACUGCCUUUCUACAAUCAGGACCACGAGAAGCUCUUCGAGCUCAUUCUAAUGGAGGACAUCAAGUUCCCCAGGACGCUUUCAGCUGAUGCCAAGUCCCUGCUGUCAGGUCUGCUCAUCAAAGAUCCCAACAAGAGACUUGGUGGAGGUCCGGAUGAUGCUAAGGAAAUUAUGCGACAUAGUUUCUUUACUGGAAUUGACUGGCAGGAUGUCUAUGACAAAAAGCUGAUACCUCCCUUCAAGCCUCAGGUGUCGUCAGAGACAGAUACCAGAUAUUUCGAUGAAGAGUUCACAGCUCAGACGAUUACAAUAACCCCACCUGAAAAAUUCGAUGAAGAUGGGAUGGAUUGCAUGGACAACGAGCGACGGCCACACUUCCCCCAGUUCUCCUACUCCGCCAGCGGGAGAGAGUGAGCGCCACGCUGCCGAAACUGCCUCAUCCUCAUCAAGGUCACCACUGGAACAAAUUAGGUCUUCAGCUUCUAACAGCCCCGGCCCUGUUGACCCUCCAUCGUCCAUCUUGGUUCUUUCAUUCGUUUAGCUAGACCAAUGGAAACUCCUGAUUAAGGGUGACGGGAAUUUGUACGUGGGGUCGGACCGAGGUCCAGCCCGCUCAAACGUCCUCACAGCUCCAGCCCAAAGGUUGGGUCGAGAUGGGAGAACUUUAGCUGUUUGUUAGGAGUUUUGUAUUUAUUGUGUUUCUCUCUUUUGCUUUGAGAUGUUGCUCCACUUUCCUUUUUCAAUGGGAAAGUGGUAUCAAGUUGUUUGACACAUCCGUUCAGUUCAGAUGAAAACAUAAAACUGCAUGGCUAGAGAUUCACAUGGCUUUUACGAUAUAAAGUUAAAACUGCCAUAAAUGGUUUACUCAGGCUUCACAGAGGAUAUCUGUGUUCACCAGGACUAGCUUUACCCCUCAUCAUUCCACAACACAGUAUUCCUUCAGAUAAAGCCCUGUGAACCUGAGCUAUGCAGUCUAAAACGAAAAUGGUUCCUCAGAUUAUUUCCAAGCUUUAUUUCUUGCAUAUCGCGCCCUAAGAAGAAGCGUCUCAGUGUUUUAUGGAGAAGAUGGCAUGUUUGACUGAUGUGGAAUGUUUUAUGCAGCGAUGAGCAGAAUGAAUUCCCCAAAAGCCCAAACUUUUCACUCAAUAUCGCAAUCAGAGUAUAAGAUAAAAAAACAGCAUUAAUGAAAAGAAUGCAGGAAGCACUGUUUUAUGUUCUAUGAGAAAAAAAAAGUGAUUAAAAAAAAAAAAAUAUAUAUAUAUAUUUAAGCAAAUUUAACUUAUUCUUUUCUUUUUGUUUGUUUGUUCUCUCGUUUAGUAAGAGUGCUUUUUAAGUCUCCUUUUUUGAAUGAAACAAAUGCACCUAAAAAGGCUUACGAAUGUAGACGGGUCAAUGCAAAGGCCUCGGUUUGUUUUGUAAUUUUGUUUUCCCUGAACCGUCGUCUUUUCGCACCCGUGUAGUGUUGUUCUCUAAGGAGUUUGACCCUUCUCAAUAUUGUGAGUGUCCUCAAUCUGACUGUGAUGUUGAAAUGUGUUGCUUGUCUUUCCACCAAUGAAAGGGCUGUAAAAGACCACACCGAUUCAAUCCUCUGGCAGCGGGUUACUGUAUGUGAAAGUCCGCAACGGAGCAGGACACGCGUCCCGUUGUGCUUUGCGUUCGGGCAUUUAAACACAACUCUGCACGUGCUUGUUGUUGCUUCAAGGCAGGAGAGUGAAAAUCAAGGAAUCGUUUUGUUUAAUUGUAGGUAUAGACAAGUUAAAUCAGGGUUUCUGUGGGUCGUAAAAAGUCUAUUGUGGGUCUUUAAAUUUAUGAGUUAUGACAUUAAAAAAAAUUAUGUUUUCCGAUACGCUUAUCUAAACGUCUUUGAUGCUUUUACUUGAAAAGCAAAUGUAAAAUGAAGUCUUAAAAACACAAGUUUAUACUUAUGAAAAAAUCCUUUUAAAUUAAGAUGAUUUCAUUUUUUUUCUCAGCCCGUUGGCAGAUAUUUGUUCUUGUUUUACUUAUUUAGUAGUUGUUAUCUAGUAAAUGAACUGGCUUUUUAAAUUUUAUUAUAUUGUUGUCUGACGUCAACUUAUGAUGUUCGCUUGGUUUUUGCAUUCAAAAACAUCAAACGGAAGAAGUAAUAGGCUAUUUUGUAUCCAAGUUUUGAGCCAUAUUAAGUUUUGAGCAAUAUUUUGUAUUGCUCGGUAGCUUGAUCAUCACGAGGUAGGCUGCGGCAUCUAUGUUAUUUAGCUAUGCGUGUAA
Messenger RNA from Pimephales promelas (fathead minnow), 3867 nucleotides. It is a transcript of the gene akt3a, whose product is annotated as AKT serine/threonine kinase 3a. Gene Ontology annotation, biological process: protein phosphorylation. NCBI's taxonomy places the organism in Eukaryota, Metazoa, Chordata, Actinopteri, Cypriniformes, Leuciscidae. Gene Ontology annotation, molecular function: ATP binding; protein serine/threonine kinase activity. The record is from RefSeq and is a predicted model, not a curated record.